CAGGGAAACCAGGAGCCAAGUUUCAGAGGCUCCCAGCCUGACAGCAGGAGCCCAGCACGUUCCUAAAUGCUGUUGCUGCUCCGGAACAGGGAGGAAUUCCUGCUUUGGGUCACUCUCCACCAAGAUACUGAUGCACAGGGUGGAUGUUGGACCUGGUACCUCCCACCUGCAGCACUUAACUCCUCUCCAAAAUAGGUGUCACCCUUCCUCCCAGAGGGGGCACCAAACCUGCCUGACCUCUGCCCUGGCCCCAGUGUGGAGUCAAACCCAAGUCAUGGUCCACCCUCCGCUGGGGCAGUGGGGAAUCCAGCCAUGGGAGAUCUCUUUGCUGCCCCAGCAGCACCACUCCCACACAGUGCAGACCCCUCCACUUCCCUGGGCAUCUCCACUUCCUGGGCAGAGAAUCAUGGAAUCAUAGAAUGUCCUGAGCUGGAGGGGACCCACGAGGAUCAUCAAAGUCCAACUCCUGGCACAGGACACCCCAACAACCCCCCCAUGUGUCCCCAGCCUGUAACACACCACGAACAGGAGGCUCCACAGCCCCUUCUGCUGUCGGUCCCCACCCCAGCAGCGUCUCCUGGUUGGAGUGGAGGGUGCUGACCCGAGUUCCAGAAUCCUUCCUGGGAAUUCAACCUCGGGAGCGGAGCUCACGUGCGGGACCUGCGGCGCAGCCGAGGAAGUGAGGCACUGGAGAGGCAUCGCUCUGAUCCCGUGAGUCAGGACAAGUGGGCUGAAGGAGGACACUGCUCAGUAAAUAAACCAUCACCAUUCCUUUGGAUGCCUCACUUCCCACCUGGGAAAAGCAAUAUAAAAGUUGGUGGAUCUCCCGGGGCUUCAUUCGCUCGGCUUUGCUCUGUGGGGAACGUGGUCAGAGCCCAGAAGGGUAAGUCCAGUUCUGCCCCACGGAGAGAUUCUCCUCUCCCCCUCCUGCAAAACAGAAAUGCUCUGGUGAAGUUGGCCUGGUGGGUGGAGGUGGGAGGGCACACGGAUUUAGAUCUCCUGUGGACGCAGCAGAAUCAUCCCAUGCUCCUCAAAGUCUUUCACCAGUGUAGAGAGGGACACGGAACAGCUUUGGGAUAAAAGGCUUUAAAUGAUGAUUCUGGACAUUGCACAGUGUUGUUGGGCUGCUGCGGGAAAUCCAGCAGGGUGGUGGCUGCCCUGAGUAAAGAGCUGUUCCUUGCAGGGUGGCUGCUGAGAUGUGCUCCAGGCAAAGCUGCCACGGGAUGUCCGGCGGGUGCCACAGCUGCUGCUGCUGCCACGGGGGCAGCUCCUCCAGCUACCAGUCCCAGGGCUCCUCCUGCUGCGGGGGCUCAGGAGGGGGAGGAGGUGGAUCCUGCUGCGGAGGAGGAUCCGGCGGUGGCAGCCAGAAGAUCAUCAUCAGCUCUGGCGGUGGAGGAGGAGGGGGAGGAUCCUCUGGAUGCUGUGGGGGAGGAUCCGGUGGGGGAUCCUCAGGAGGGAAGAUCAUUGGAGGUGGAGGUGGUGGAGGGUCCUCUGGAUGCUGCGGGGGAGGAUCCGGUGGGGGAUCCUCAGGAGGGAAGAUCAUUGGAGGUGGAGGUGGUGGAGGAUCCUCUGGAUGCUGCGGGGGAGGAUCCGGUGGUGGCUACGGGAUAGGAGGAGGAUACGGGGGGGGCAGUGGGGGUUCAGGCCAGAAGAUCAUUAUCAGCUCUGGGGGUGGAGGAGGAGGAGGAGGCUCCUCUGGAUGCUGCGGUGGAGGAUCAGGUGGUGGAUCCUCAGGAGGGAAGAUCAUCAUCGGAGGUGGAGGUGGAGGAGGCUCCUCUGGAUGCUGCGGUGGGGGAUCCAGUGGUGGAUCCUCAGGAGUGAAGAUCAUUGGAGGUGGAGGUGGUGGAGGAUCCUCUGGAUGCUGCGGAGGAGGAUCCAGUGGUGGAUCCUCAGGAGUGAAGAUCAUUGGAGGUGGAGGUGGAGGAGGCUCCUCUGGAUGCUGCGGUGGGGGAUCCAGUGGUGGAUCCUCAGGAGUGAAGAUCAUUGGAGGUGGAGGUGGUGGAGGAUCCUCUGGAUGCUGCGGAGGAGGAUCCAGUGGUGGAUCCUCAGGAGUGAAGAUCAUUGGAGGUGGAGGUGGUGGAGGAUCCUCUGGAUGCUGUGGGGGAGGAUCAGGUGGUGGAUCCUCAGGAGGGAAGAUCAUCAUUGGAGGUGGAGGUGGUGGAGGAUCCUCUGGAUGCUGUGGGGGAGGAUCUGGUGGCAGCUCCUCGGGCCAGACCAUCAUCAUCAGCUCUGGAGGUGGCGGCGGAGGCUCCUCCCAGUCCUCCCAGCAGAAGCGCCCCAUCGCCAUCCCCAGCAUAUCCCACCAGUCCAAGCAGAGCUGCUGCUUCCCCUCCGGCCAGAAGUGACAGCUGGGGCAGCUCCAGGUCCAGCAGGACCAGCCCAGCUGUGCCUUCCCAGUUUGCUGCUCCCUCUGCCCUCGUGUCCCCUUGGUGCUACAUCCCAGAGCUGUGAAUUCCCAGGUGGCUCCUCUGUGCCAUCAAUGUGACAGGAAAUAAAGAUUUCGGUGUCCAGACAGAACUGGUUGUGUGAGGUUGCUUUUAGCCUUUGUCAGGCCCUUGUUUACUUCCCAAAAAAAUGAAUAAUGCAUCAAAAAGAUUCCGCUGUGGAAUGUUCUCCGGCCUCCAGUGCUGGA
This is a messenger RNA of Pseudopipra pipra, 2632 nucleotides long. RefSeq names its product loricrin-like. Lineage: Eukaryota; Metazoa; Chordata; Aves; Passeriformes; Pipridae. The record is from RefSeq and is a predicted model, not a curated record. The transcript has a single exon. Bases 1197 to 2345 code for a protein of 382 amino acids.